AUGGCGGACGGCAGUUUCAGAUGCCGGAAGGCAGUACUGAACGCUGGAAGCGGAUAUGAUACCGGACGGAGAAGAGGCGGUGGAGGACGACAGUGCUGGAGACGGAGGAAGGCGGAUCUCGUUCGGGAAACCGACCUAGGGCAGGCGGUUCCGUUUUGA
Spirodela intermedia is the source of this 159-nucleotide messenger RNA. The record is from the annotation of a GenBank genome assembly. Lineage: Eukaryota; Viridiplantae; Streptophyta; Magnoliopsida; Alismatales; Araceae.